AUGAGCUUCUCACCACUACGACGCAGGCACUUAGAAGAUGAAAUCUCCCGUAUUACUGAGGGUAUGGAACACGAAGAGCGAAGUGCCAUUAUCAAUGCAGCGCGUUUUGGCUAUGGACCAUUGGCACGUAUAUUUUACACGGAAGAGGAUGUGUUGCAUCGACCCUUCGGUGGUGAAAUGCAGCCAGGUAUUUUCAAGAACGUUCAUAAGCGUAAGUUUGCUAAUCCUGCGCCUAUGGGUCUAUGCGGCCUUGCUUUGUCGGCCUUUGUGAAUUCACUGAUUUCCAUGCGGGUCCUAAAUCUUCACGAUGAGAGUAUUGUACUGAGUUCUGCGUUUGUCUAUGGUGGUUUCUUACAGAUCCUUGCUGCUAUGUGGGAAAUGGCUGUUGGUAAUACAUUUGGUGCUACAGCAUUUGGAGCUUACGGAUCGUACUGGGUGUCGUACGCCAUUAUUCUUACGCCGGGAGGGUUCCAUAUCAAGGACACCUUGGUGGCUACAGAGGGUAUGGCUGGCUAUUUGAACAGUAUGGGUCUAUUCAACUUUGGAUGGUUCGUGUUUACGUUCCUUAUGGCUUUAUGUACCGUCAAAUCAACCUUACCGUUUUUCUUCCUAUUCCUUGUCAUGGAUUUAAACUUCCUCUUCGCCGCUCUUUCGUUUGUUCUGAAUGAUGGUCAAAGGGCUAAUGAGGGUUUGUCUAUCACGGCUGGUGCGUUUGGCAUUCUUGUGUCUUUCACGGCCUGGUUUAAUGCCUAUGCUGGUGUGGCCGAUGAGACCAACUCGUUCUUCCUUAUUCCUUCAUGGUACUUCCCGUGGACACCGAAGUCUGUGCGCACGGACGAUUCCAAGGUAGGUCACGAGGACUAG
Molecule: messenger RNA, 864 nt
Organism: Malassezia pachydermatis
Lineage: Eukaryota; Fungi; Basidiomycota; Malasseziomycetes; Malasseziales; Malasseziaceae
Product: gpr fun34 family protein
Exons: 1
Coding region: 1-864 (287 amino acids)
Cellular component (GO): plasma membrane
Molecular function (GO): acetate transmembrane transporter activity
Source: RefSeq, a predicted model, not a curated record